Molecule: messenger RNA, 2502 nt
Organism: Hippocampus comes (tiger tail seahorse)
Lineage: Eukaryota; Metazoa; Chordata; Actinopteri; Syngnathiformes; Syngnathidae
Gene: clptm1l
Product: CLPTM1 like
Exons: 18
Coding region: 394-2031 (545 amino acids)
Cellular component (GO): endomembrane system; membrane
Source: RefSeq, a predicted model, not a curated record
GACCAGGAAGUGGAUACCGGAAGUAGUGUACAGUAAAUCCACCUCACGCUUCACGACAGUUGAUGUGAAUUUUUUUUUUUUUUUUUGGGAGUGGGGCUGCUGCCUUAAUCUAGAUGCGUCUGGAUUGGGUCACGUAUGACUGAAAUUUGGACCCGCCGCCGAGGCACUUGUGGCGUUUUUUUUUUUUUUUGUUUGUUAUGACGAUGUCGUCGCGGUGAAUGAGACGGCCGUGAGCCGGGGACGAGACAGUUCGCUGCGAGAGAGCCGCUAGUGGCCCGUCAUUCGGUCUCUGGCAGACUGACAAUUUCUACACCGCUGCAGCUUAUUGGUAUCCGGACUGACAUGGGCUAAGACCGGAGCUAGCCGAGGAGACGCCAAACCGCCCCUGCCGACAUGCUCCUGAAGUCGUCCUUCACCACCCUGGUGGUGGGUGUGUUCGUGGUGUAUGUGGUGCACACUUGCUGGGUGAUGUACGGCAUUGUUUACACCAAACCUUGCGAGCUGCCCAGCAGCACUGGAUGCAUCACGCCCUUUCUUGCAGGAAACCCCGAGCUCCAGAUGAGCAUCUACACAGCCCUCUGGCCCAAUGCAAAUGGGGGACACACCCUCAUCCACAAAGAGGAAAAUUUUAAUGUCAACGAAAAGUUUGAGAGGACUGUGAACGUCUCGAUACCCAAGAAGACGCGCAACAACGGGACUCUGUAUGCGCUAGUGUUUGUCCACCAGGCCGGCGUCACCCCGUGGCAGGACCCCCGGCAGGUGCACCUGGCAGCCCAGCUCACUGCCUACAUGGUACCCAAGCCCCCCGAAAUCUCCCUCAUAACCGGGGAGGACCACACGCAGGGUGUCACGGAAGAGGCUCGCCAGACCAAACAACGCAAAGAAGAAGAAAGUCGGAUGUCAGACCAGCCCGUCUCGCACUGGCGCUCCCGCCUGACGCUCAACAUCGUGGGCGACCAUUUUGUGUUCGACAAGGAACACCUUCCGAGUGACGUGCGCCGCUACCUCAGAGCGUUUCAAAAUGGCAAGAAGAUGGUUUACCUACCUCUGCUCUUUGUUGAUGAGCUCAGCAACCGCAUCAAGGAUCUCCUGGAAAUAAACAGUACCACCCUGGAGCUUCCGCUCACCAUCUCCUAUGACGCCAUCUCCUUGGGAAGACUCAGGUUCUGGAUCCACAUGCAGGAUGCCGUCUACUCCCUGCAACAGUUUGGCUUCACGGAGAAGGACGCAGACGAGAUUAAAGGGAUCUUCACCGACACCAACUUGUACUUCCUGGCUUUGACCUUCUUCGUGGCCGCCUUUCACCUGCUUUUUGACUUCUUGGCCUUCAAGAAUGACAUCAGCUUCUGGAAAGAGAAAAAAAGCAUGGUGGGGAUGUCAAGCAAAGCGGUGCUGUGGCGAUGCUUCAGCACCAUCAUCAUCUUCCUCUACCUGUUCGACGAGCAAACCAGCCUGCUGGUCCUCAUCCCCGCAGGCAUUGGCGCCGUUAUUGAGGUGUGGAAAGUGAAGAAGGCCUUGAAGAUUCAAGUGGUCUGGAAAGGAGGAAAACCGACAUUCCUGUUUGGCAAGUUAGACGAGUCGGAGAGAAAAACAGGAGAGUACGACACUCAGGCCAUGAAGUACCUCUCGUACCUUCUCUACCCGCUCUGCUUGGGGGGGGCCCUGUACGCCCUAAUAUUCCUGCGAUAUAAAAGUUGGUACUCGUGGCUCAUCAACAGUAUGGUGAAUGGUGUCUAUGCCUUUGGCUUCCUCUUCAUGCUUCCUCAACUGUUUGUCAACUAUAAGUUGAAGUCAGUGGCUCAUCUGCCCUGGAAGGCUUUUAUGUACAAGGCAUUUAACACCUUCAUUGACGACGUGUUUGCCUUCAUCAUCACUAUGCCGACAUCCCACCGACUGGCCUGUUUCCGAGACGACGUGGUCUUUCUCAUUUACCUUUACCAGCGAUGGCUCUACCCAGUGGACAAGACGAGAGUGAACGAAUAUGGAAUUUCAUACGAUGACAAACCCAAAAGGAAAUCUCACAAGGACUAAAAAGAACAAGGCGGGCAAGUGAAGGAACAUCUACGUCCUUCCUUUGUUGCAAACAUGUUUGAACUGGAUUUUUUUUUUGCCACCUCAAAUAUUGAGGAACAUUUUUGUGAGGAUUUUAGAUGACAGCAUUUUGUAAUUUUUUUUUAAAAUGCCUCAACUCUGUUUUGUCCAAGUGACAUAUUCCAUAAAUCACGCAAUGCAUCGGUGCCAAAUGUAGGAGGAACUUUUAGAAUGUUUGUUUCAGCUUACUUCCCUUUAGCAGAGUCACUCUGUUGAAUGUUUGUAUUGAAAUUAACUGGAAAGUAUUACUACAUAUUUGGCCCAUCUAGAUUCCAUUCCCUUGUUUUAAUGUGUGACUUUUUAAUCCAUUCUCACAUAAACUUCAAGAUUUCCCUCCUGGUGUAUUUGCAUUUUUUUUCAAUGAUUUCAAUUGAUGUGAGCUGUAAUAAACUGACUGAAUAUACAAACUGA